GAUGUGUCAGGGCCAAUUGACCGCCAGACCGUUUCCCUUUUUCUUUUCCUUUCUUUUUUUGUCGAGUUUUCAUCUAGUUCAACAUAUUGUGCCUUACGCAACUCGAGUUCCGUAUGGCGAUAAAGUCCAUCUAUGAAUUCUUUGCUCAACUCGUGCAGUCAUUAUCAUUCCUACCAACAAUCCUCAUGGCAAACACAAAGCUCGGGAAGAAGCAACAUCAUGUUAUCUUGCUGAGAUUUUCUUGACAAGGGCGUAAAGACUAGGUGACUCCUUCCCAAGGCGUUGAUCAUUCUCCGUUGCUUGUGUCGUUGCUUGUCAGAAAUGAUCGGGGGCCGUUGUUUCCCUUCCAGCCUUCAUAUUGAGGACGGCACCCGACGUUUGGCCAAUAUCGGAGUGACACGGAGCGAGUGAGGUUAUGCGACGUGGAGAACGGAAGACGGAGUGCCGCCGGGCCAAGACGGGCAGAUCGGGCAAGCCGGUUUGCGUAUUUACCGUACUAACAGCCACGAGAAGGGAAGAAAGCAAAAGGCCCAUGGAGAUGAAGGAGCAGAUGGCGGAGGACUGCGAGUUGAUUCGUUCCCAACAGUCUGGUUCCAGGACGGAAGGAAGGACGGAAGGGAAGGGAAGGAAGGAUAGGAGAAAACCACAUCCUUCCGUGACCGCAACCGCAGGUCACGAAGUUUCCCGUUGCCAGAUAUUUCCGUGCAACACAAAGGCUGGGAUCUAUUCCCGUUACUCGUCAGGUCUUCAAAAAACUGAUCGUCUUGAAGUGGUACUCAAUGUUUGCGCCGUUUGGGAGAGACAUCUCCUCGGAGUCAGUUGUCAACCAUACAGAGGGCUCUGGAAGGGCACGGCUGCCCUCUGAAGUACCGAUGACCGAGGGUUCCGGGAGGGCAACAUAGUUCAGGGAUAUAUGGAUCUAUCUCACCUGCUCG
This is a messenger RNA of Neurospora crassa OR74A, 935 nucleotides long. RefSeq lists its product as hypothetical. Bases 416 to 865 code for a protein of 149 amino acids. The transcript has a single exon. Lineage: Eukaryota; Fungi; Ascomycota; Sordariomycetes; Sordariales; Sordariaceae. The record is from RefSeq and is a predicted model, not a curated record.